Molecule: messenger RNA, 652 nt
Organism: Drosophila santomea
Lineage: Eukaryota; Metazoa; Arthropoda; Insecta; Diptera; Drosophilidae
Exons: 2
Coding region: 44-586 (180 amino acids)
Source: RefSeq, a predicted model, not a curated record
GUCACUGGCCAGAUACUCAAAGUGAAGCCAGCAGUCCGUCAAGAUGUACAAAGUUGCCUGUGCGGUUUUGGCCUUGUUCGCAGUUGCCUACGCUGUUCCCUCGGCUUAUGAUACCGAGCACGUGUGGAAGGCGGGGAACCUGUCCUACGUUAUUCCCAAUAAUGCUGUUGUAGGUGGCUUCGACCCCUACGGAUUCAACACAUAUGUUGGUCGUGUUAAGUACGUGAAUGAUAUCCUGCCGGCUCGAGUUGUUGCGGAAACUGGCACCGCUUACUUCAAUACCGAAACCGCGUCCUCGAAGCUUCUUGUUUACGACAUCCUAGUGGCUGAGCGAGAUGUGAACUACGUGUGGGUCAGGAGCUUUGAUGGAUUCUAUGAAAAUGGAGCCGUUGCCGUGGGCACAACGCUCAAAAAUGAGCGGGUGUUUUGCUGCCGUGCCAAGGCCGAUGGAGGUAUCCUAAUCGGCACCCUUCUUCUCAGCACCCAGAAGCUCUGCAUCAUCAAGCACGAGAGCUUGGCCCUGCGAAAGUUUGACAAAUACGAAGUUCUGGUAGCCCAGCCCAAGGGCAAUGGAACAUACUACUAGAUUCCGGUCUCUGAUAUCCCGACACCCUAUUAAAAAAUGAAUAAAACAUAAUUUAUUUCAAAUAUA